UAUUUCUAUUUUCAUUUUUCUUACCCUGUUUGAUUUUUCUAAAGAUGUCCAUCCAAUAUGGACAUACAAAAUUCAACAGGCAUAUCAGAAUUCCAUCUCCUGGGACUCUCAGAGGAUCCAGACCUGCAGCCCAUCCUCUUUGGACUGUUCCUGUCCAUGUACUUGGUCACAGUGUGUGGGAACCUGCUCAUCAUCCUGGCUGUCAGCUCUGACUCCCACCUCCACACCCCCAUGUACUUCUUCCUCUCCAACCUGUCCUUGUCUGACAUCAGUUUCAUCUCCACCACGGUCCCAAAGAUGCUCAGGAACAUUCAGACUCACAGCAGAGUCAUCUCCUAUGUGGGCUGCAUGACUCAGAUGUCUAUUUUUACCAUUUUUGGAUGUAUGGAUUAUAUGCUUCUGACUGUGAUGGCCUAUGACCGAUUUGUAGCCAUCUGUCACCCCCUGCAUUAUUUGGUCAUUAUGAACCCUCGUAAAUGUGGCUUCUUAAUUUUGGUGUCAUUCUUCUUUAGCCUUUUGGAAUCCCAGGUGCACAUUUUCAUGAUUUUCCAAAUCACCAACUUCAAGGAUGUGGAAAUUGCUAAUUUCUUCUGUGACCCUUCUGAACUUCUCAAUCUUUCCUGUUCAAUCAUUUUCUCUAAUAAUAUUGUCAAGAGUUUUCUGGGAGCCAUAUAUGGGUUUUUCCCCAUCUCAGGGAUCCUUUUCUCUUACUACAAAAUUGUUUCCUCCAUUUUGAGAAUCUCAUCCUCAGGUGGGAAGUACAAAGCCUUCUCCACCUGUGGUUCUCACCUGGCAGUUGUUUGCUUAUUUUUAGGAACAGCCUUUGGGGUGUACCUUGGAUCAACUGUGUCACAUUCUCCUAGAAAGGGUGCAGUAGCUUCAGUGAUGUACACUGUGGUCACCCCCAUGCUGAACCCCUUCAUCUACAGCCUGAGGAACAGGGACAUUAAAGGUGCCCUGAGGAGGCUGCACAGCAGAAAUGUUUAA
This is a messenger RNA of Sciurus carolinensis (gray squirrel), 987 nucleotides long. Its product is annotated as olfactory receptor 7E24-like. The record is from RefSeq and is a predicted model, not a curated record. The transcript has a single exon. Gene Ontology annotation, molecular function: G protein-coupled receptor activity; olfactory receptor activity. Gene Ontology annotation, biological process: G protein-coupled receptor signaling pathway. Gene Ontology annotation, cellular component: membrane. NCBI's taxonomy places the organism in Eukaryota, Metazoa, Chordata, Mammalia, Rodentia, Sciuridae. The coding region runs from base 58 to 987 and encodes 309 amino acids.